Molecule: messenger RNA, 1100 nt
Organism: Ambispora leptoticha
Lineage: Eukaryota; Fungi; Glomeromycota; Glomeromycetes; Archaeosporales; Ambisporaceae
Source: the annotation of a GenBank genome assembly
AUGAGGUUGACCGCCGCCGAGAAAGAAAAGAAGGAUGAAGUUGAGGUGUUUAAUCUCCAACAAGAAAUCAAAAAACAACAGAGGGAAUUUGUAGAAUUAUUAGGAUUAGACCAGAAAGAAAAUAAAAUUAUUCAGGAGUUAAAUCAGGCGAAGAAAGAAUUAGCCCAAGCAGAAAAGGAAUUAAUUAUUUGUCAAGAGGGGGAAAAGUUAGACCUCGAUAAGGCUAGUGAGUUAAUGAAUUUAACCAUUCCUUCCCGAAAAGAAAAGGUCAAAAAAAUCGAGAAGGAAGCCAAUCGCAAUGUACUAAGAAAAUAUUUUAUAAACCGAGAAGAUAUUGCUUUAACCAUUGCCCAAAAGUAUGAUUUAUCCAUUGGAAAAAUCUUGGCUGAUGAACAGCAAAAAUUGCUUUUCCUUCCAGUUAUUCUCCAACAAAGGGUGAAGGGACAGAAACAGGCUUUACGAGCAGUUAGUGAUGCUAUUUUUCGGGCUCGGGCUGGGGUUCAGGACCCUAAUCACCCUUUGGCCUCCUUUUUGUUUGUAGGACCAACCGGGGUAGGUAAGACCGAAGUGGCUUUAACCAUCGCCGAGCAACUUUUUGACCAAAAAAAAAAUCUGAUUCGUUUGGAUAUGACCGAGUUCUCCGAACCACAUUCAAUUAGUAAACUAAUUGGCUCUCCUCCUGGUUAUAUUGGCUUUGAGGAGCGACCGCGACUAGAAGUUAUUCGAGAAAAAAUGUAUAGUGUUAUUCUUUUUGAUGAGAUAGAAAAAAGUCACCCCGAGGCUAUUAAUAUUCUUUUGCAGAUACUAGAUAAUGGUUUUCUAACCUUGGCUAACGGCCGGGAAGUUAAUUUUCGCAAUACGAUUAUCAUUUUAACUACUAAUCUAGGUUCAGAAUUAUAUUUUGAGGGGAAAAAAAUGGACGAAAUAAAAGAGGAAUUAAAUUUUGAAUUAAAAAGUCACUUUCGUCCAGAAUUUCUCAACCGCCUUGACGAAAUAGUUUUCUUUAACCCUCUAAGCAGGGAAGUUAUUAAAGAAAUUAUUAUUAAAGAAUUGGAUUUGUUUAUUCAGCGGGUCGCCCAGGAGAAAAACAUUACAUUAAG